Echinostoma caproni is the source of this 216-nucleotide messenger RNA. The record is from the annotation of a GenBank genome assembly. Lineage: Eukaryota; Metazoa; Platyhelminthes; Trematoda; Plagiorchiida; Echinostomatidae.
GUCAUUUUCUAUACAACGACUCUACUGUUUCGAUGGUCCGGAUUUACCACGCGUUAUAUGGUUCUGUCAUUUGGAAGUUUAUCAGCCUGCUUGGGUGCCUAUAAAUUCAUGUCCUACAUGGCCACUCCAACGUUCGGUGUGAAUGAUCGAGGAGUGGAACAAGUUCAAGAUGCCGGUUUAGAUCUCAAUAUUGGCUCCGGUGGAUUGGGCGAGUAA